AUGGCGUGUGCGUUGAAGAAGACCACCGGCCUGGUGAGAUUGACAGUGUGCGACACUCCACACGAGAGGCUAACAAUAUUGUAUACAAAGAUUCUUGAUAUUCUGAAGCAGUUCCCUAAACAUGCAGCCUGUAGAAAAUACACAGAGCAGAUCACCAAUGAGAAGCUGGAUAUGGUCAAGGCAGAUGUUAAAAAAUUAGAAAACUUGCUUCAGGAUGGUGAAGUAGAAGAGGUGAUUCUUCAGGCUGAAAAUGAACUAAGUCUGGCAAGGAAGAUGUUGCAGUGGAAGCCAUGGGAGCCACUGGUGGAAGAGCCUCCUGCCAACCAGUGGAAGUGGCCAAUAUGAUUACAGUGUCUGAUGGUUGAUGCCAAUUAAAUGUGCAAUUAAA
This is a messenger RNA of Arvicola amphibius (Eurasian water vole), 388 nucleotides long. Its product is annotated as NADH dehydrogenase [ubiquinone] 1 alpha subcomplex subunit 5-like. Lineage: Eukaryota; Metazoa; Chordata; Mammalia; Rodentia; Cricetidae. Gene Ontology annotation, biological process: respiratory electron transport chain. The transcript has a single exon. Bases 1 to 345 code for a protein of 114 amino acids. The record is from RefSeq and is a predicted model, not a curated record.